AUGUCGGCCUCAAGCCCUGCAGUGGAGAUUCGAGCUGGGCUGGCUGAUCCAGAGUCACAGGCUAGAGAACCUCUUCGCAGGGACAUCAGAGGUGAUGGAGCCGACACGGAGAGGAGCCAGGUCUCUCGCCGCAUCCAUGCUUUUUGCAAAUGCACGCCCUGUCGUGUGGCCUUGAACCUCCUCGGCUUGGCCUUGGUGGCGGCUGUGCUUGUCUAUUUUGUCUACGUGCGUAGGCGGCUGGACUGCACCAUCGACUACUGUCAGGAUGUUUUCUUGCCCAGCAAUGCUGUCAGCUGCCAAGAUGCAGUUUGUCAGCGCUGUUCAAGUGAUCGAGCUGCCUCAGCGGACAAGUCAGGUGCCUUCUGCGGACUUCUUUGCGACGUAGCACACUGUCGUAGCAAGGUUCUGGCAGCUCGUGACACCAGCUGUGAGAGCUCCCGGUUAGUUUGCAAUGAUUGUGAAGACGGUUGGGAAGCGGAGCUUGACCGCAAAACCCUGGAACCCACAGGGAAUUGCAGCUUCGCCUGCACUGAUGCUCAGCGACAGGCCGGUUGUGCGCCACGAAGGUGUCGCACUGACGGUUGUGAUGAGUGUGUGCCAGGGUUCAGCGCCCACAACAGCGGGUGCUUGAAGGCUGACACGGCCUCGAAGAUGAGUUUCUACAUGUAUCGAGCGCAGAGUGUCCAAGACUACCCACCUGAGAACUGUGACCUUGCCAGUGCUGCAGGAGUAAUGUGGUACCUCCACAACGAGGUUGUAAAGCUGUGCCCACGCCACUACAACAUCACUCGUGUGAUUCGAUACAACGUAACUGUCUUCAACCCACCCAACGUGUUUUCAGUGCGGCAAGGUCAGUUCGGCCACUUCGUGCAGUUUGACUAUGGGAAGUGCACAGUGCCUGACUGCCCAACUUGGUGGGCUCAAUAUGGAUAUGCCGUGGGCUGCCAGCGUCAGGAUGUGGUCAGAUGGAAGUACGAAGAUUCUUUCUGGUAUAGCUUGCCUGGUCGAUGCCCUUCGCAAAUAUGGUCCAACAAAAGUAGUGAAUGUGAAGAGCAGGAAUUGGGUGGAAGUUGCUCAGCUCCCAAUGGGACUCAGACGUGCACUUGGCAUGCUGAGAAAGCUGGGGAGGUGACCGUGAACGAGCUGUCUGGCAUUUCAGAUCUUGCAGCCUUUUGCGCGGCCGGCAAUGUUGAAUAUGAUGAGAAAACCGACAAGGGCCGAGGCUGCAGUUUCUGGGACGACAAGUUUAAUGCCAGCCGCAACAAGGAGCGCGUUUUGGCGCUCCAGCGGCACUUCGUCCAGAAAUACCAAACGGCGCUCUUGCCAGAUCCCCUUUGUGAUGGGUUCUGA
Messenger RNA from Durusdinium trenchii, 1350 nucleotides. NCBI's taxonomy places the organism in Eukaryota, Dinophyceae, Suessiales, Symbiodiniaceae. The record is from the annotation of a GenBank genome assembly.